Messenger RNA from Oryzias latipes (Japanese medaka), 2617 nucleotides. Its product is annotated as kunitz-type protease inhibitor 1. Gene Ontology annotation, cellular component: plasma membrane. Gene Ontology annotation, molecular function: serine-type endopeptidase inhibitor activity. NCBI's taxonomy places the organism in Eukaryota, Metazoa, Chordata, Actinopteri, Beloniformes, Adrianichthyidae. Gene Ontology annotation, biological process: epidermis development; epithelium development; extracellular matrix organization. The record is from RefSeq and is a predicted model, not a curated record.
UGACGUCAUGGGCGUCUCCCAGUCUUCAGAGCGCAGCUGCGGGCUUUUCCCCUUAGUUGUUGUCAGCUCAGGUGAGCGCACCUUCCCACCUGAGCGCAGGGCUGGAUCGAAAUUCUCCAAGUGGAAUUCAGAGCCGCUCAUUUUCACUGACUGAUCAUGUCGCGCUGUGGCUCGUUACCUCUGCUCCUCCUGCUGAUGAUCCUGCUGCCCGGCGGAGGCGCGGAGGACUGCAGCGACUCCUUUCGCAGAGGGAAGGACAACUUCGUGCUGGACACGGCGGAGGCGGUGAAGAACGGCGCGGCCCCGCUGGCCUCGGAGCGCGCCGCCUCCAUCCAGGACUGCGUGGAGCUGUGCUGCGGGGACGAGCGCUGCAACCUGGCGAUGCUGGUUCCGGCCGACCCCACAGAUGACGACCCGAGUCCAGUCUGCGCCCUGUUCAAUUGCGUCUACAGAAGCAAGUUUGUGUGCGAUUUCACGACCCAGGAAGGAUACCAGAGCUCCAUACGCAAUUCGGUGUAUGACAAAUACCUGCAAGGGCCAGGUGAAGUGCAUUCUUCCAUCGCCAACGCCGGCCGGGAUAUCAUUGCACAGCCCGGAAGGCCCGUGCUGCUCAGUGGUAUUGAGAGUCUGUUGCUGAAUGAAGCUCACAUCACCAAAUAUCAGUGGAUUUUGGAGGAAGGCGACAGUGAUGUCGUGAUAGAGGAGACGAAUCAAACUGACACGGUAAAGCUCACCAAUUUAAAGGAAGGAUCCUACCUCUUUCUGCUGACCAUCACAGACACACACGGAGAAACCAGCAAAGCAAAUGUCAGUGUCAUCGUCAUCACGCCGGAAAUGUCAAUAAGUUAUUGUAUGGCUCCAUUGAAGGUGGGUCCUUGUCGAGCAGCUUUCCCUCGUUGGCAAUAUGAUGCGACUCAAGGCCUUUGUACAGAGUUUCAUUUUGGGGGCUGUAAUGCCAAUGAGAACAACUACUUGUCUGAAAACGACUGUAUGUCCGCCUGCCAAGGAGUUAAAGAUUCAAAACAGAGAAGCAUUCAUCCAUCAGAGGGUUUGGAUGACUGCACCAACACAACAGACGGGGAAUCCUGCAUCAAAUUGAAUCAAACCUUCAGCCGCCUUCUAAGCAUCAACUUGAGUGAGAGAAAAAUUCAGUGCACAGACGCGCCCCGCACUGGUCCUUGUCGGGCAAGCAUACCCCGCUGGUUCUAUGACCCGCUGAAGCUGAAGUGCUACAGCUUCAUUUUCGGCGGCUGCAACGGAAAUGAAAAUAACUUUGAGGACGAGACGACCUGCAUGGAGACGUGUAAAGAUGUAUCAGAAAAAGACUUGUAUUUUACGACAAUCUUUUCCCCACUUGAGAAAGACGAGGAAAGCAAUUCAGGCUCUGCCGUUGUGGCUGUGGUUCUGGUUCUGGGCCUUCUUGCUCUGUUGGCUGGCCUCUCAUACUGUUACAUCAAAAGGCGCAGAGGGCAAUCCAGGAGUUCAACUUCCACAGACCCCGCCGAAGUGCCACUAUCAAAGUGAGACGUCACCGUCAAUCAAGAGGAAAGUCUUCACCUCAGGGCUGCAGUUACCACGACAGUCUGCCUGACCGCUUUUUGCUGCUGUUGUUGUUUUUGUAUUUUGUGAGAGAGAAACUGGACUUUUUGUGCAUUUUGGUUUGUUUUUUGUCAGUGUUUUUUUUUUUUUUUACUUCAGUGAAACAUUAAACUGAACAAAGACUAGGUUUGAGACUAAAACCAGUUGGGAUAGCAGCAACUUCACGCAUCAGUAAGGCUGGAUUAUAUUGUUUUAUGGUUGAGACACAACCUUCAUGUCUGCUAUGUUUAAACAGCAGGUCUGUUCUGUUUAAAUUAACGCUGUUUUAUAUGUCACCUUGAAUUGGAUUUUAGGAUUAAUUCAGUUUAAAGACAAUGACUCUUUUUAAGAAAUGUAUUUCAAUAAACUGUUUUUAGGCUUAAAAAAAUCUCAAUUAAGUGCCAUUUGUUUUUAACGACGAAAAACCAUUUUAUUAAAAAAAAUCCUAAUUCACCUGGAAGUCUUAUUUCAACAAUCUUACUGUGUGUUUGGUCAACUGGGAGCAACUGGAAGCUUUUCUCUCAUCAAGGAAACAACUUUUUAAUUGACUCAACAAAGCAGUCAAAAUGUUGUCUUUUUGCACAUUCCCUUGUUUACUUUGGAGUUUUACAUGUUUCACCUUUAAUUUGUUAAUUAGUGACACCUGAAUGACAGGUUUGAUAAGCUCCCUCUCACUUGCACUCCAGAUUGAGGCAGAGAGCGUGGGUUGUUCAUUUUCGUUGACCCCUCUUGUUUGCUACUUUUAUGCCACUUUGUCGCUACAGUUUUCUUUACAUUCACCUUUUCUGCCCUUUGUGGACUGCCAUAGUGGCAGGACAGUUGGCUCAGAGUAAUCUGUCUACACGGUUCAACAGAACUGUCUAGCAAUAUUGGAGCUAUCCAGCCAUACAGUUUAUUGCUAGAUUCAAGGAAAACAAAGACGUUUACAGACCCAUUUGUCCACAAGUGGAUGCAUCAGAAUGGAGCAAAGCGGGGAGAUUGUGGUCCGCUCAGUGUUCCUGAUUCAAAGUGAUUUGAAUAAAGAAAUACGAAAAAAAGC